This is a messenger RNA of Porites evermanni, 7240 nucleotides long. NCBI's taxonomy places the organism in Eukaryota, Metazoa, Cnidaria, Anthozoa, Scleractinia, Poritidae. The record is from the annotation of a GenBank genome assembly.
UUUUGACAACAUGGCGGACGAGCAAAGCAAGCCUUCGGAUACAAAAGAAGUUUCUUCCGUCAAGAAACAUCAUAAACAAACUUCAUUAAGCUAUAGUCGCCCAAAAUAUCGCGAGGCUCGUUGGGAAAGGGCCGUAAAGGUUUGUACUUUGAAAUUUGAGACGUUUUAAUUUUAUCACAGCAAGAAACAUCUUGGCUCUACCUUGAACGAAAAGACGAAAAGAAUGUGGCAAAAUUACCAAAGUUAUUUUGUAAGAUUUACGGUCGCAUUCCUAAUUUGUAAUUGUAAGUAUCUGAUUACUUUUAUUAACAGUUUGUUAACUGUGUAUCAACCCAAUUUUGCCGGUGUGAUUCUCAUAUAAGCGUAUCAACUAACAGUUUUUGUUAAGCGCGCUUAAUUCUUUUCUUUUGUUUUUAAGGUUUACACCAUAAAUUUGGAAUCUAAGUAUGUUUUGGUUCAAGGUGUACCUGCUGUAGGUGCUGUCAAGGAAUUACUGGAGCAAUUUGCACUUUAUGGAGCAAUCGAAGAGUAAGCUUAAUUGAGUGACAACAACUAUUACUAUUACUUUGCAUAACAAUAAAAUUUGUGAAAUGACAAUACAGUUCCAAGGCAAUGGCUUAAUUUUAUGUUAAUCCAGAUUUAUUAGUUAAACUUCUUUAUCGUGAAAGAAAAAAAAUAAAAAUUUCAGGCUGUUUCUCAUUCAGUUUUUGUCACCAAAACUAGGUGAAAAGCAUGACCAGAAGGUCCAAGUUCCCCCCUGAAUGCUAAGUUCUGUUUCAACUUAACUAAGUUUUUCUCACUAAUAAAAUGCUUCAAAAUUUGGUUUGUUAUUUAUUCAUGUUGGAAUCUGACAAUUUUUGGCAAUACUUUUGUAUGUUACUUGUAUUUUUUUAAGUUUAAGAAAACACAGUUUAGGAUUUUUUUCAACUAGUCGAGUUUUGGUACUCUUAAACUAAGGCAUUUUAGUAAAAUCCAACUAGUGGUAUAUAUUAUCAAUGCUGCAUUCUGAUUGGUUGAGCUACUACAAGGCUAUAUGUUAUAGCCCACUAGUAGCGAAAAGCACCGACUUUGAAAACCAAAACAAUGAUGGCUGAAUCGCGUUUUCCCAGCUGAAGUUGUUUUGUCUCGAUAUUUUUGACCAACUAGUUGGAUUCUACUUAAACAUUAUUCCUCUCGCCCGCAUAGCCUCUGAGUCAAUAGCGGCCUUCUGCCUCAUGGGCUAUUGACUCAGAGCCCAUUCGGGCUCGAGGAAUAAUUGUUAAUUAUUUGCUUUAGAUAUCUUUUCCUUGAUGAGUAUCCCGUUGAGCCCUCAUGGCCUCUGAGUCAAUAGCCCAUCCGGGCUCAAGGAAUAACUGUUGUUAAUUAUUUGCUUUAGAUAUCGUUUCCUUGAUGAGUAUCCUGCUGAGCCCUUCACGGAGGUUUACUGGAUUAAGUUUCAGAGGAUAAAUUCAGCCAGGUAUUGUAGGUACAAAGAGGUCCUGCCAGAGGGGGGUCCCAUGUCACCCAUCUGAAUUUUGAAAUGUCUCGUGUCGUUGUUUAUAAAUGCUUGUUGCUUUUUGUCGGCUUUGCCGUCACUGUUGCAAUUUGGCCGAGGGAGGUUGUCUCUUGUCAUGAUUUCAUUUUACACGCUGUCACUACUUUUUGGGCCAUGUCGCUUGUUGGAAUUUACCCUGGCAGGGCCUUUACAAAGUCAGUUUUGUUGGACUUCAUGCAUUGUUUGAAGUUGAUGUUAACUGUAGGAAUACAAAUCUAAAUGGAGAUGGUCAUAUUUCCAUUUGGGACUCCCACAUAAUGGAAGGAGGUCAAAUAUGACUAGGUGUGAUAGUACAGAUAAUUUGCCACCUGUGUUUGUUCCCUGGCAUCAUUCCAGAGAGCUGCAAUACCACCCUUCCCCACCAAAGUAAUGGUGGAAACUUAAUAUGACAGUACAAAUAAAAUUCAGGAAACCCAAACAUAUGCAAACGACAGGAGUGGCUCAAAUUUUUCUGCAGGGCAUGAGAAAUUGGUCUGCAGGUAUGAGCUGGUAAUUUUAGUUGUGUUGUGCUUAAGCCAUGCCUGGUGGCACCUGGUGCCUUAUAUUUGCUACUGGGUGACUAGAAAAGUUUCAUUUUUCAUAAAAAUCAUAUACUGGAUUCCCUGUGUUCAGAGCAGUGGGCUCCAGUCAUUUUUUCUUAGAGCACAGCCUUGUUGAGAUUAAAGUUUUUGGGCUGCAGGCAUGAGACGUAUUUCUAAGGGGAGGGAGAGAGCAGGUAGGUGACACCAGUGUGUCGGGGUGUAUAGUCUUUACCAAGCAACAACAAAUAAAAGGACCAUGGCAGUUAGUAAAGCAUGAGUUCAUUGUUGUUGUGAUUUGUUUUAGGUUUGCCAAGAAAAAGCUGGACAAUAAAUCAUUCUUUGGAGGAAUAUUACAUGUGUGUUAUGCUCCAGAGUUUGAAACGGUCAAUGACACAAGAGAGAAACUUCAGGAGAGAAGAAAAGUUAUAGCAAAAAAGACAAGAGGUUAGUUCUAUCUUUUUAAAAGGCUAAAAUCUUUUUUGCAUCUGUUGAAUUCAAAGAUAAUGGUCCAGUUUCAUGAGGAGACACAAAGGGCUUGCACUGUAAGUAUCCCGGAAGGCUCUAUACAAUUCCUUAUAAUUUUGUUAUAAGGAAUUGUAUGGAGCCUUCCAGGAGACUUUUCUUCACUAGCUUAGGCGCGGUGGAUUUUGUCACGUAUGAUCAGCGCGAGGUGUUUUUCCCGACACCCUUCUGUCAGGAAAAUGUCAUCAUAUGAAAGCAAACCAGACACGAUCGCUUCGGCAGGCCGAAGCCGGCAAAAAUAAAAGGCUUUUCUUCUUCCAGUUUUGUUUCGAUGUGGUCAAAAUAAAUCAGGUUUGUAGGUUGUAGGUAAUAAAAUAUUGUCUUAUUCAGUUCUCAAGGACCUUUAGAAAACGAGAUAAUUGACUAGAGAAAGAAGCGUGAAAACGCUUUUCUGGAAGAAAAUAUAUUUUAAUUCUCGCAGCAAUUUUGCGAAAUCGCGAAGCGCAAUAUAUUCAGUUUCUUCCAAAGCCGUCAUGAUUAAGCAGUGUAAUGCCAUCACAACUAAAAAUGAAUUUAGUUUGUAUCGCAAAAGCCGCGAAAAUAGAGAUGAAACAAAAAAUGGAUCGGAAAAAUUAAUAAAAUCACCAAAAAACCGUCUCGCGGGAGCUUUGUCAAACAAACCGUUGGUUUAUUUAACCUAACCUGGAAAAGGAGACGUCUGCACGCAGAAUACAUUUCAUACUACAUGUAGUUGUGAUUUCGGGAACGGACCUCGGGAGCCUCAUUGCCGUAAUAUCUUCUACAUUGCAGAAACUUCAGCAGAAUCGCCCUGCUCGCGUGCUAACUUUCCGUUCCAAUUAUGACUAUACAGUACCAGUGAAUUGUUUCCAAAUUUAAAGGGGCGAAAUUUAUUUCCAUCAGCGCGUAGUUAGCUAGUUAAGUAAUAAUAAUUCACAGCACUGUAAAUAACACGGUUCUAGAAUAUCUGACGGCUUCGCGGUUUGUUCGUCGCUGCAUGCGAUUUAAUCGCUUAUAACCUAACAGAAAAUGCAUGAAUACAAACAAGCUCGCUGUUCCACAACCCCACACUGAAUUUUAAAAGAGAAGCCUUUCUUAUAACGGAAGAAUGUUGUAGAACAGCUUGUGUCUGAAGGUGCGGCAAUAAUUUUUUUAAAGGAAAAUUACAAAACCUUAAUUUAGAUAUAUGUAUCUUUACACAAGGCCUAAAUGUGAAGCAGGUUUUUUAUUGUUAUAUCGUUAUUAUUUUAGUUUUUAUCUGGUUAUAUUUCUAUACUUGAAUGUAAAUAUACCCAAGGCAAAUACUGUGUAUUACCUUACCUUACCUCUGUGAUGUGUGUAAAUUUGUCUUUUGCUAUGGUUUUAGACAAUACGACUUCUCCUGACAAUCAAUUGUGCGUCAAAACAAUGUAUCAAGCGUGCGAUAAAGAAAUUGUAUAAGUGCCACGGUGUAGCACUUUAUGACAAAGUUUUAACUGGAAAACUUCUUGCCAUAUGAUGUACACCUGUAUAGUUUAUGUUUGUAAGCUCUACCUAAAAUAAUCACUGGGUUACACUGCACCCAUGGGUGUGCCACCUAAAGUGCAGCCUAUGUUUGUUAGCUCUGCCUAAAGAAUCACUGGGUUACACUGCACCCAUGGGUGUGCUACCUAAAGUGCAGCCUAUGUUUGUUAGCUCUACCUAAAGAAUCACUGGGUUACACUGCACCCAUGGGUGUGCCACCUAAAGUGCAGCCUAUGUUUGUUAGCUCUACCUAAAGAAUCACUGGGUUACACUGCACCCAUGGGUGUGCCACCUAAAGUGCAGCCUAUGUUUGUUAGCUCUACCUAAAGAAUCACUGGGUUACACUGCACCCAUGGGUGUGCCACCUAAAGUGCAGCCUAUGUUUGUUAGCUCUACCUAAAGAAUCACUGGGUUACACUGCACCCAUGGGUGUGCCACCUAAAGUGCAGCCUAUGUUUGUUAGCUCUACCUAAAGAAUCACUGGGUUACACUGCACCCAUGGGUGUGCCACCUAAAGUGCAGCCUAUGUUUGUUAGCUCUACCUAAAGAAUCACUGGGUUACACUGCACCCAUGGGUGUGCCACCUAAAGUGCAGCCUAUGUUUGUUAGCUCUACCUAAAGAAUCACUGGGUUACACUGCACCCAUGGGUGUGCCACCUAAAGUGCAGCCUAUGUUUGUUAGCUCUACCUAAAGAAUCACUGGGUUACACUGCACCCAUGGGUGUGCCACCUAAAGUGCAGCCUAUGUUUGUUAGCUCUGCCUAAAGAAUCACUGGGUUACACUGCACCCAUGGGUGUGCCACCUAAAGUUCAGCCUAUGUUUGUUAGCUCUGCCUAAAGAAUCACUGGGUUACACUGCAUCCAUGGGUGUGCCACCUAAAGUGCAGCCUAUGUUUGUUAGCUCUGCCUAAAGAAUCACUGGGUUACACUGCACCCAUGGGUGUGCCACCUAAAGUUCAGCCUAUGUUUGUUAGCUCUACCUAAAGAAUCACUGGGUUACACUGCGCUCUGUGAUGGACGUUUGCCUUGCGCUCUCUUCAGAGACAAAAAAGCUAUAGUCUGUUUGGCCAAAAAUCAAAAGCUUUGUUCCCCUAAAAAUUUGACACCAUAUUGGGCCCCGAAAGACGUUAAAAGUUCCUCCACAAUAGAAGAGUGUUUUGCUAGAGGUUAGAAACAUUUGGCUUACAUGAGUUUCAAUAUAAAGGUGCAAAAACUUAUCAGCAUAAUUAAAGGACACAAACAUUGUCAUCAAACUCCUGGCAUGUAGCCUGAAUAAGCCAAGCAAAUAUAAAUAAAGCAUAUAACCAGAAAUAUUCGUCAAAUGGUCUCGUUAAGUAAAUUAUACUUCACUUUGCGAAAGAAAUUUAUCUCUUGUAUCCGUGUUACGCAUCGAAAAAGCGAGGAGUCAUCGCAUGACAUUAGGUGACAGAGGUAACACCCACGGGUUUCACGAAUUCCAAUUCCACGAUUUUUCGCCUAGCAACAAAUUUAAAACUUCAAUUCUUACCUUACAGUUGUCGGUUCAUUUACCUUACAUUCGCCAACACUAGUAAACAUGGACAAAACGAUGAAAUCCAGCACUCUUCUUUCAGAAGUAGCAAGCCGCAUGAAGUAAAAUCCACCGAUAUAUGCGCUGCAUUCUCACCACAAAUAUAAACAUUUGUCGUGGAGAAAAUACGAUGAGGAGGAAAAAAUGCCAGAUCUUCGCCUCGGCAAUGUAUUCCAGCUACCAAGCCGGCGUAUCUCCAGAAGGUGGACUUGAAGUGGGACAAACCUUGUGAUUUUUUCAGGAGCGCUUUGCGCGCAAACUAAUUUAUUCUGGCGCAAAAUGAAGAUUAAGAAAAUGUAUCUGAAAUCUAAUACACGACAAGAAAAUUUUCACACUUUCGAGGAGCGCGACAUAUUAAAUGGGAUUAAGUUGGAUUAGCUGCCAGCGGAGAAAACAUCCCUGCGUGGGAUUGUACUUCCAGUAAAAAGCCUCUGUGUCCUCUCAUGGUCAUUUCAGACUAGGGAGCUUUAGCAUCGAUGACGGCAGCAACAGCAAAAACGUCACUUUUAAAAUGAAUAAUUUCGGGUUUUUUUUCCAGUUUGCUGAAAAUGGAAAAUGUAGGCAAAUUUCCCUGGAGUUGAUUUCUUGAGGACUGCACUCACGUUUGGAGAGAGAAAAAGAGAUUUGUCGUCGCUUGUUUAUGUCCUCCAUAAAACUUGCAAUUAGGCAUUUUCAUGUCGUAGUCAUGCAAGGACAGUAAAGAAAUGUACAAAAAAAUGUGAUGCACAUGCAAAGUUGUUUUGCGUAAUAAACCUAUUGAUUUUUUGACAUCCUCGUUGGCAUCGCCAUCAUUGUUGCUUAAACUCCCUACUAUAUUUAGGUAUGGAAACUGUUUCCUGUCAUCUGUUGUAAUGGAUGGUAAUGAUGGACAUGGAUGAAACUUGAAAAGUGUGAGCCAACUUUUUCAAGUUUUAGUGCUAUGCCUGCAAAAAUUAUCAAAAAAAUAUUAUCGUGGUUAGUGCUCCCUGAUGGAAUUUGCCUAAGAUCUUCUUCAUAACUCUACAGGAACAUUUUGUGUAUGGGUGAGGGCACUAAGACAGUAAUGACUUCAGUACAGAAUUGCCCUAAAGUAGUAAUAUCCUCGUGACAUAAAUAAUUUAUAAACCCUUUUUUCUUAUGCUAAUGAUAUGUUUUGCAAACUUAUUUGCAGAGCUUUUUGGUGAACAACAGAAAAAAACGGUGACCAAAGACUCUUCACCAGUUGGCACUGAAGACUCUUUGCCAAAGAAACCUGCAGAAACAAGCCAAAGGAUUCCUGAGUCUUCUUUAGAUGACCAAAGACUGCAAACAAGCCCCACUGUGGAAACAUCAGGCCUAUCAUAUCAUGCAAAUUUUACAGACCACACGCUGCAGUCAAGUUCAUCAUUUCCAACCUUACUACCACCUCCACAACAUCUUUAUCCAUUCCAAUACCCUCCACCCCCUCCCCCAUGGGACUUACCUCGGGUACCAUCAGCUCAUGCAACACUUCCAGCAUACAUGCAAAAUUUCCCUCCUCCACCUCCACCUCCUCCUCCUCCACCACCAACACCUCCUUCCACUGAGCCAUCUGUUCAACACAAUUUUAAGACAAGUGAAGGAAGUCAACAAGAAAGGCCAUUUACUGUUUACAUGUCACAAGUCAUGAUUGGACCACAACUUGAGGAAGGGUAA